Messenger RNA from Labeo rohita (rohu), 2614 nucleotides. It is a transcript of the gene nkl.4, whose product is annotated as NK-lysin tandem duplicate 4. Gene Ontology annotation, biological process: defense response to bacterium; lipid metabolic process. The record is from RefSeq and is a predicted model, not a curated record. The transcript is spliced from 4 exons. NCBI's taxonomy places the organism in Eukaryota, Metazoa, Chordata, Actinopteri, Cypriniformes, Cyprinidae. The coding region runs from base 113 to 481 and encodes 122 amino acids.
CUAUUCUUAGUGGUUUCCGGUUAAAACGGUGUUUUAAAAAAGAGGCAGUAAAGACCUUCAACAAGCAGACAGUUUUCAGUCUCAUUGUUUUCAGACUCUUUUGCCAAACAAGAUGCUGCGGAGAAUCAUCCUGAUCGCCCUGCUGAUAUCCUCAGUUUGUGCUCUUCACUGGGAAAUGCGCAAAGAAAAGUCUACCGGAAAUGAAUUUGAAGAAAGCUCAGGUGAGAUACAAACAGAACAAGCCCCUGGAAUUUGCUGGACUUGCAAGUGGGCAAUGAAGAAGCUGAAAAAACAGAUCUCCAAUGGAGCAACUCAGGACGACAUUAAAAAGAAGCUUGAGAUGAUCUGUGAUGAGAUCGGCUUCCUAAAGUCUCAGUGUAAGACGUUUGUGAACCAGUACAGGGACACUCUGGUCGAAGAACUUUCAACUACCGAUGACGCCAAAACCAUCUGUGUUAACAUUGGUGUUUGCAAGAAAUAGGAAUGGAGUUAAUGGCUUUUUUAAAAUAGCUGUAUUCAAAAUAUCUUCUUUUAUGUUCAACACAAGAGAGAAAUUCAUACAGGUUUGAAACAACUUGAGAGUUCUAUUUUUGGCUGAACUAUCCUUUUAACUAGGUCAAGUGUGAAAAGCCCUUGCAUGUUCACUUCAGCUAGAAAGUUUGUGAGAUUCUGCACUAGAGCUAGAGUGCAUUAGAGCUAAUGGUGUGAUUAUUGUUGCUUUGUAUACCAGUUUUUUGCACAUUUGUCAUGUAUACUCAACUUUACUCCACUUUUUUGCUUUCAAUUGAAAAAUGUGCAAAACAAACUUUCAUGUUUUGUGACAUGAUUUUUUUUUUUUUUUUGUGGCUUUUAUGGCUUUUUUAUUAGAUAGGACAGUAGAGAGCAGACAGGAAAGUAUUAGGUGGAGAGAGUGGGGUGGGAUCAGCAAAGGACCCCGAGACAGGAAUCGAACUUCAUGAUGAUGCUAACAUAUACACAAAUUCUUUCCCAUUGUAUUUGUGCUAGUAAUUCCUCCCAUUUGUUAUCGGAUUUUAAUGCUUGGAAAGCAAUACAUUGUUUUCACAACGCGUCAUAAAUUGGCCAUAUUGGCAGCACUGAAUGUAAGCAAUGCCACUAAACUGAACAGAACUUGCAAAUUUAGCUGAUUAUUGCUGCUGAAAAUGGUCAAUUAUUGUCAUGCUUUGGGCUGUACUAAUCAGUCGGACCGGGAAAAACAUUCAGAGUGCUAUAGACCACCAAAAUUCAUGCAAAAAUUUGCAAAAAAAAAACUGAAAAAAGAAGGCAUUUAGUAGUACAUUAAACCGUGCAAUCCAUGCUGUUGUUUACAUCUUAGUAUCUCCAAUAUGGCCCUCUUUAGUACAGAUCUAAGCAAAGUACCCCUGCUUGAGUCGAGUUCAUCACUGUUUUAUGGUUUGAACCUACAACCUUUCAAAAAUUUGACAAUAAGUGACAAUUUGUGCAUCCAAGCUGACAAGAUGCUAGCGAUCAAAUCUGAAUAACAACUAAGGAAAAGAAAAUACCUUGAAGAUUGAGAUGGGUCAAAGGUCACUGGGCCUUUAUGAGGGCGUUGAGGAGACUCUGAAGGCCAAUUGAGGUCUCUGAAGGGUUGGCAGACAAGUCCAAAGACAUCAAAGAGGAACAAACAGGAGACAUCUAAAAAUAACCAGAAAAUACAAACCUGUAUGACUUUUGUUCCUCUACAGAACACAAAAUGACUAGAGUUGGAACUGAUUUCUUAUUCAGAUCCGGCUCUCUUUAAAUGUUACACAUUAGGUGUUCAUUGGAGUGGUGUAAGAGCAAGUGAAAUUCUCACACUUAAAAUAGAAAAAGACUAAAAUAAAUAAGUUUUUGCGUAUUCCUCUCCUUGGGUCAGUUUGACCCAUCAUAGAAAACAAAAUAAAUCCAAAGUUAAUUGAAGUUUCAAUUGGAAAACGUUUCCAUAUUCUAAUUUAUUAGAUUUAUUAAAUCUCUAUAGAGAUCCUAUAGGCCCUUUAUGGCAGUAACCAUAAAAUGCAAACUAAUAUUAUUUUUUCCAAAAGGGGGCAACAGAGACAUUCAGUUACCCAGUGCAUUACUAAUUUUUAUGUUCACAAUAGAAUAGGACUGCAAUUAUGUGUUUUUAAGAAAUAAUUUAAACAAAUAUGCUUAUAUUCAUAGUAAAAUUAAGAAUUUAAAGGUAAAUAAAAUACAUAUCACAAAUAAUAAUAACCAUAAUAAUAAUAAACUGGAUAAAUAUAAAGAUAAUACUUUAUGCUACCCACAAGGAGAGGUUUUCUUACUCUCUAACAAGAGACAAUGAGGGAUAAAAUAAAUAAAUAUAAAAUAACUAAAGCAGGGAAGCAAAACUCAAUUCCUGGAGGGUCACAGCCCAAGGCCAGCCCACCUGGCUGCUGCAGGUAGAUUGACCAAAAGAUGAAAAUGUUUGCAAUGAAAACAACUUAAUUUGCAAAAUAGUGAGAGAUACAAAACUAAUUAGCAACAGGAAAGAAAACUGUUUAAUAUCAUUAAUAUAUGCUUAUUAUAUGUUAUAUGUCUAUUAUAUGUUUUUUAUAUGCUUAUUAUAUUAUAUAUUAUACAAAACUAUUAUAUAUAUUAAUCAUAUGUUAUAUAUAUA